CACAAAGCUCUGCCUGGGGCUGUCCAGCUUUCCCAGCCUUUUGAUGUGGCACCGUAGCGAAAUGGCUGAUGAUAACGAGGACCUGCAGGCAGAUGAAGAGCUCCCGGCUGCGGCCGAGGACAGCUUUGAGCAGCUGGAGAACGACAGCCCCGCCGAGCGCAGCGGGCACGUGGCGGUCACCGACGGGCGCUGCAUGUACGUCUGGGGAGGCUACAAGAACGCCCAAGUGAGGGGAUUUUAUGACUUCUACCUGCCUAGAGAUGAAAUAUGGAUCUACAACAUGGAAACUGGAAGAUGGAAGAAAAGUAAAACAGAGGGAGAUGUGCCCCCGUCCAUGUCUGGAAGCUGCGCUGUGUGUGUGGACAGAGUGGUGUACCUGUUUGGAGGACAUCAUGCACGUGGCAAUACAAACAAGUUCUACAUGUUAAAUUCCAGAUCCACGGACAAAGUGCUGCAGUGGGUCAGAGUAGAAUGUCAGGGGGUCCCCCCUUCAUCAAAGGACAAACUUGGCGUUUGGGUUUACAAAAACAAGCUAAUAUUUUUUGGAGGCUAUGGUUAUUUUCCUGAAGGGAAACAACGGGGAACUUUCGAAUUCGAUGAAACCUCUUUUUGGAACUCGGGUCUUCCUAGAGGUUGGAACGAUCAUGUACAUGUUCUGGACACCGAAACCUUUACUUGGAGCCAGCCUAUAACUACGGGUAAGACUCCGUCUCCACGAGCGGCUCAUGCCUGUGCUACAGUUGGGAACAGAGGCUACGUAUUCGGUGGCAGAUACAGAGAGUCCAGAAUGAAUGAUCUUUACUACCUAAAUUUGGAUACAUGGGAGUGGAAUGAAAUAAUCACGCAAGGCCUGUGCCCAGUAGGGCGCUCGUGGCAUUCCUUAACACCGAUUUCCUCGGAUCAUCUCUUCCUCUUUGGAGGAUUCACCACGGACAAGCAGCCCCUCAGUGACGCUUGGAUUUAUUGUAUCAGCAAGAAUGAGUGGAUACAGUUUGAGCACAACUAUGCUGAGAAGCCAAGGUUGUGGCACACGGCCUGUGCGAGCGAAGAGGGAGAGGUGAUCGUCUUCGGCGGCUGUGCCAACAAUUUACUCGCCCACUCGAAAGCUGCUCACAGUAACGAAAUACUGGUGUUUUCCCUGCAACCACGAUCUCUUGUAAGGCUGUGCCUCGAGGCCGUCAUCUGCUUCAAGGAGAUGCUGGCCAGUUCCUGGAACUGCCUCCCCAAGCACUUGCUGCACAGCGUCAACCAGCGCUUCGGCAGCAACAACACGUCGGGCUCCUGA
Messenger RNA from Tinamus guttatus (white-throated tinamou), 1285 nucleotides. NCBI's taxonomy places the organism in Eukaryota, Metazoa, Chordata, Aves, Tinamiformes, Tinamidae. The record is from RefSeq and is a predicted model, not a curated record.